This is a messenger RNA of Echinostoma caproni, 348 nucleotides long. The record is from the annotation of a GenBank genome assembly. Lineage: Eukaryota; Metazoa; Platyhelminthes; Trematoda; Plagiorchiida; Echinostomatidae.
AUGCCACACAACCGUGUCGGUGCGACAAUGAGCGGUAUUUUUGGUCAGGGUAAUGCAUCUCCCGGAUCCUAUGAGGUGGAUAUUAAAGAUAAUGUUCGAACAAAACCAACCAGUAUCAAGGGAUACAGUCUGGGUGCACGGACUGCACAGCGUCAAGGCAUUGCAAUCACAGGCGUAGUCUCUCCGGGACCGGCUGCGUAUGAACAAAUAUUGGCGAAUAAAAAGUCAUCCAAAUGCAACUAUAAACCGUUCAAUCAAUCAUCCGACCGAUUUCCAGAGCCCCCCAAGAGUGUUGGUGAGGUAGCUGGGCCCAAACCAAAACCUCAGGCGUUUUUACUGCGAAUCUAA